AUGUCAAGCCGGCUCCUUGCACCCCCCGGAUCCUCCCUUCCUCGUUUGCCUGUCAUUGAGCACCCCUUAUCACGGCUUGGUGACCCAGAAACUUUAUCUCUCAGAGGGUUUUCCAGGGCUGGAGGGGCCAGGGACGAUAAUGAAGAGAUACCAUGUGAUAGGAAGACUCCACAGACUGCAUCCUCUAGAAACACUGACAAGAGCCUGACACUCACACCUGUAAAGCAUCAAAUCCCUCAGGGAGUGCAGGUUACUGCAGCCGCUGACCAGAGCAAGGCCAGGCUCCCCAUCUUUGGGCAGAGAGCUGAUAUUGGAAGCCGAGCGGAGAGCAGGGCGAGUGCAGUGAGCAGCAGGUCCAGCGCAAUCUCACGGCCUGGGACCCAACUCAGGAUUGAAGUGGAUGAGUUGGAGCAUAUUUUACGUGAAAAACUCAGGUCUGGAGGAUAUUUUAGUCUCCGGCAACUGUUUAAGAACAAUGACCCAGAAGGAAAAGGCCAAGUUAACAGUGGUGGUUCUAGGCUAGGGGAUGGUGCGGUAAUGUGCAGCGUAUUUACUACAGCACUACAAACCUCAAAGGUGACUGCUCUGGAUUUGCAAGCAUUUUAUUCCAGUUAUACAUACCCAGAGUUCUGUACAGAACAAGGAAAAGCUAAAGGAGGGGAUGUGCUGCUUAUGAUGCUGACAAAAUUUCUUGGAAGAUUUAUAAGCUCCAAGCAGUAUCAGCAGCUUCUGUUAAGACUGCAACUUCAAGAAAAGACAAUAAUAAAGUUUGAAGAGCUGUAUGCAGCAUUACGAGAUCCUCUACCUUCAGGGCGUCCAACCUGGCUGGAUCCUGUCAGCAGACGAGGGGAAGAGAAAACCUUUUUGACUGCGUCACAAGUACAUGCACAGCUCAAAGAGAAGACAAAACAAAGGUAUGAUGCUGACGGUAUGGGAGCUAUCCAGGGAGAUGCACUUCUUAAAAGGCUUGGGAAUGAAAUGCGUAAUCAGUCUUCAAACAAUGCAGACAUCAAAGGACAACCUAGAGAAAUAUCAAAAGCAGAAUGGGAAAGGAAGACUUCGAUCAGCAUAGAAAAAUGGCUAAAAGACAAAUUCCGAGAGGGUUUCCGGACUAUGAAAGAAGAAUUUGAAAAGCAUGACCCACAUAGAACUGGGAAGGUGCAGAAAAAUCAUUUUCUUGCCGUGUUGGAAAGAUUUGACCUAAAGCUUAAAGAUGAACACCUGAACCUUUUCCUGGCAAGAUGUGAUCUAAAGAACACUCCGUCAGGCAUCAGCUAUAUAGAUCUGUUAAGGAAUUUCCAAGAUCGCAGUGAUAAAGGGAUCACUCACAAGAUUCUUUCCAACCCCAAUCAUCGAUUUCAUCGGGAAGGUGGGAUCAGUCCUUUGUCAACACUUACUGCAGUAGAAGCCAAACUAACAGAUCUCUUCCAAUCAGAUUUCCUGGCCUUGUUGACGACGUUUGAAAAAAUCGAUAAAUACAAUAGGAAUGUUGUAAGUCAGCAAGAAUUCAGAGCAGCUAUUGAAAGCAGGUUUGGUGUGGAGAUUACUGAUGAAGACUUUGAGCAGCUACUUGACAGAAUGCCCCUUGAUGAAGAUGGAAAUGUCAAAUACCCCCAUUUUAUGGCCAUGUUUGAUUCAAGGAGAGGUGUACCAAGUCUGUUUGAUGAAAAGUCAGUGACAAGCUCCACGUUUGAUAUAUCUGAAGAGAAAAUGCAUGAUCAAGGGAGAACCCCUGCACAAUUGUUCAAGAUCAUAAAAAAGCUCAUUCAUAACAACUAUCCUGCAGUGGAGAAGGCGUUUGAAGAACUUGAUGACAUGAAUUCAAGGAGGCUCACACAGGAGAAUAUGUACCUCCUCUUAAAACAGUUUGACAUCCACCCCACAAUUACUAGAGGAGAAAUCCGCCGGGUUUGGGAUACAUUUAUUACAAACCAAGAUAAAACUCUGGAUUAUUUGGAAUUUGUGAGGCAUUUUGGCUACUCACCGAAAUCUGCAUGUUUCCCUAAUGCAAAGAUAAGCCCACCAAAGAAAGGAGAUGGCGAUUUUAAGAUUCGAUCUAAAAAGUUAAACUGCGACUCUGAUAUACUUGUUGAUAGUGUCCGAGCAAAGGUGGAGUACUUGUGGGACGAUCUCCACAGAGAAUUUGAAGAUCUUGAUCCCUACCGCACUGGCUUUGUCAGUAAAGAAGAAUUUAAGGAUAUACUGAAUGAACUAUGUGUACAUCUAAAUAAUUAUGAAUGUGAAAUGCUGACAAAGAAAUUUGAAACUAGGGGUGAUGGCCGAGUCUCCUACAUUGAAUUUUUGACGCCAUUUGUCACACGUCGGCAAACAUGGAAGAAUAAAAGCAAUAUGGUAGCUGUUAUGCAGAAUCAGUCCCCAGAACUGGCCCUGCGUGAUAUAAUACCUCCCCCAGUCCCUGCGCUGCAUUCUGUCACAUCACAAAUGUCCUCAAAACUGCAAGGAGAAUGGAAGACGCUGCGCAGAGCCUUUAAGAAGCUGGACACGGACAGUAGUGGGUAUUUGUCUUUGCCUGAAUUUCGAUCCGUCCUGAAGCUCUGCAACUUUGUGCUUGAUGAAGAUGAAGUUUAUCACGUCAUGUCCAGAUACGAUCAAAACAUGGACGGCCGCAUAAACUACAAAUCAUUCUUAGAACACACAUGCAACUCAGCGCAGCCCUCUGCAUCCAGCUCAUCACUGGCAAAAAACGCAUAAGGACUAUUUAAUGUGACCGGCAAAUGUAUUCCAGUGGUCAUGGGAUUUCUCACAAGUAUCCUGUAGAAGUAACAACUUUCCACUGUUGUUUUCUUUAGGAAAUCAUAAUAAAAAACACCUUACAAAUA
This is a messenger RNA of Bombina bombina (fire-bellied toad), 2840 nucleotides long. Its product is annotated as EF-hand calcium-binding domain-containing protein 6-like. Bases 1 to 2712 code for a protein of 903 amino acids. Lineage: Eukaryota; Metazoa; Chordata; Amphibia; Anura; Bombinatoridae. The transcript is spliced from 21 exons. Gene Ontology annotation, molecular function: calcium ion binding. The record is from RefSeq and is a predicted model, not a curated record.